Molecule: messenger RNA, 2765 nt
Organism: Diaporthe batatas
Lineage: Eukaryota; Fungi; Ascomycota; Sordariomycetes; Diaporthales; Diaporthaceae
Exons: 4
Coding region: 653-2518 (621 amino acids)
Biological process (GO): transmembrane transport
Cellular component (GO): membrane
Molecular function (GO): transmembrane transporter activity
Source: RefSeq, a predicted model, not a curated record
CUUGAAACCUCCGUCUUAGCGCACGUCUGUUACGCUACAAAGUUGCAAAGCAACAAGGGAGCAAGGGGAGGACCGCGUUGUCCACGUUUCCCAUGGCACUGGGCCCAUCGGAUUUGCUCCAGCCCAGCAGCCCAGCCAGCGCCAGCUCAAGGAAUGCUGGCACUUCCCCGUAGGAAUCCCCACGCUUAUCAGAUAAAGCAGCGGGAGCUUGUCUUGCCUCACAACAGCCCGGAUUGUCCAGCAAUCACUCCGGCAUUUUGACGUUGACUCGCUCACCUAUCUUUUCCCGGGCUUGACGUUUAUUUGUGCUGGCCAAGGGCCUUCCCUCCUCACCCGUCCAUGUUUCCCAGCCUGAAUGUGCACCAGUCCCAGGUAAUGGAGAGCAUCGCGGACUGCCAGCCCUACGUUGUCAUCUCAUCCUCCGUAUAGUCCGAACUCCGCCACCCCGUCAUAGCGACGAGCGGACUUGGUCUUCGCGUCCGACAACUGGGCCACAGCGCAGACUGCGCCUUCAUCGUGACCUGAAUUGGUGGUUUUGCGCUGCCGCCACAACCGCGCGCUGCCAAACGAAGAGUUUUUCUCGGCCUUGACAAACACCAUCCGGACCAUUUGCACCUCAGCUCGAGGUCUCACAGCCGUGGCACAGCCGAAAAUGACCGCCGACCAAGUGCGCCGGGUCUCGGUGGUGGACGAUGCGUACUCGCUCUCAACGACGCCGGACGACGAGGAGAGGCUGACAGCGCCCAACGAGAGCACAAGCCUGCUAUCUGCCAGCACCGCAAGCUCUUCUUACGCGGGAUCGGAGCACGGUGUCCAACCCGCCGACAAGGACAGCUGGGACGGAUUCGACGAGUUCAAAGGCCUUCCCUGGUACAAGCAGCCUUCUGUCUACUGGCUGCUUCCUCCGUAUGCCCUCUUCACCUUGGCCUUUGGUGGGUCCCUGGUGCCAAAGCUCAACCUUAUCAUCGCUCUCGUUUGCCAGCGUUACUUUUCCGAGCAGUCUGUGGGUGAUCCCACCUUCACCGUCACCCCCGUCGUGCUCGGCGGUGACAACCCCCAAUGUAACAAAGCUGAGGUCCAGCAACAUGUUGCGACAUUCAUGCUCGUCCUCAACGUCAUAGUAGGAGUCUUGAGCGCCUACACCACGCCCAAGAUCGGUUCGCUGUCCGACCGAUUCGGACGGAAGAAGUUGCUGGCCCUGACUUCUUUCGGCGGUGUCCUCGGCGAGCUUGUGACGAUAUUUACAGCCAGGUUUCCAGACGUCAUCCAUUACAGGUGGCUCAUACUAGGAGUCAUCUUCGACGGACUCGCCGGCUCUUUCACGGCCGGCUCCGUACUCAGUCACUCAUACACGAGUGAUUGUACACCUCCGUCGAAGCGUGGUGUGACCAUCGGAUACAUCCACGCAUGCCUUUUCAGCGGUCUGGCCUUCGGGCCCCUCAUUGCGGGUUAUUUCGUGAAGUGGACUGGAUCUCUACUCUCCCUCUUCUAUGUCACUCUCGGAUGCCACAUGAUCUUCAUCGCAUGUGUUAUCUUCAUCCUGCCCGAGUCGGUCUCGAAACGACGCCAACUACUGGCACGCGAGAAACAUCGGGCAGACCAGGUGACGCGCGCCCAGCGCACACGAGAAUGGGCGUCACAGUACUUGGCGAAGGGAGAGGGCGCGACCACUCGGCUGUGGUCAUGGCUUGCGUCGCCCAAGUACGCAAAUGCCGCGGCCUCGAUCCGGGCAGCGAAUCCCUUGGAGCCUCUCAAGGUAUUGGCCCCAAGGGGUCACGCAAACAAGCGCGUCAAACGGAACCUGAUCCUCCUCGCUGCCAUUGACACCGUCAUCCUCGGCGCGGCCAUGAGCUCAGGGCAGGUGACCCUGCUGUACAGCGAAUUCAUCUUCCACUGGGGCAACUUCGAGACGUCACGAUUCAUCUCCCUCGUCUCUCUUGUCCGAGUCGUCGUGCUGUUGACCUUGUUGCCCAUCAUCAAUUACAUCUUCCGCAUACGCCCGGCACAGAAGCGCCGCAGAGAAUCAGGUGCCAUUGCAGAACGAAGUGCCGGUGCGGAUGGUCUAGAUGUGUGGCUCCUGCGCCUGGCUAUCGUCUCCGAUAUCAUCGGGAUCACUGGGUAUAUAUUUGUGCGCACUGAGGCCCUCUUUGUGCUGAGCGGUGUAAUCACCGCUUUUGGCGGGGUGGGCUCCGCGACCAUCCAGGCCGCCUUGUCUAAGCAUGUCCCUGCGGAGACGAUCGGACAACUCCUCGGCGCGAUCGGCUUGCUUCAUGCACUGGCCAGAAUCGUCAGCCCGAUUGUAUUUAACGGCCUGUAUGCGGCGACAGUGAAGACCUUCCCGCAGGCCGUGUUUGUGCUUAUCAGCGGCAUCUUUACCGUGGUAUUGAUUUUGUCCAUAUUUGUGAAGCCUCAUGUCUACAUGACGAAGGCGGAUGAAGUCGAAGAAGAGAGGCCAGUACGGCCCAGUGUGCACCGGGAAGACACUCUGACCGAAGACGAGUUCGUGCCUCAGCUCUAGAGAGCUGGCUGCACGCGCGCCUCCCGUGUGCGAAGGCCGCCCAGGGCCUGCUCGCUUGUUCGGAUGCAUAUGAUAUACACUUUCCAUUUGUAACUGUAUUGUAUCUGUUUUAUACCAUCAAUCGUAACGGCCUGCGUCCAAGGGAUAGAGAUAGACAAGCGGCCAUAUGUGCUGAAUUAUGCCAGCGAUAUCCUAUUGAAGUAUGAUAUAAGUGCUCAAAUAUACACAAUGAAUACUUAAAUUCGAG